Molecule: messenger RNA, 1167 nt
Organism: Nymphaea colorata (pocket water lily)
Lineage: Eukaryota; Viridiplantae; Streptophyta; Magnoliopsida; Nymphaeales; Nymphaeaceae
Exons: 3
Coding region: 439-1023 (194 amino acids)
Source: RefSeq, a predicted model, not a curated record
AGGAAGGGUAGGAAGGGGUUGGGACUCGGCGAGAAGGAAGGUUUGGUGGUAAGCGGUGACGGCUCUCCAGCGACUUCCUGCCUUCGCCACUCCCAGAUUCGCAAGCGUUUAGAAGCGAGAGAGCGGACGGACAGCGGAGGCGGUCCGCUUGGACCAAUGGGCCGAGCGAUCCAUGUGUCGCUUCCCGCUCGCUUCCCCUCGCUCUGAUGCAUUCACCCUUUGCAGAUUCCUUCGAAUAUGCUCUAUAUUCUUUCUUCCUUCUUCUUCUUCGUCGGCUCCUCCCCCUCGUGAACGGAUAAGCGUUUCUCUUUUAGACCCCACCUCCCCCUUUCCCUAUAAAACGCCCCCGUUCCCUUUCUUGCCUUUUCACGUUCCACCCUCUUCUCUUUUUGACAGUUUCUCCUUCUUCGUGUUUACUUGUUCUGCUGGUAAGGGGCCAUGGAUAUUUCUUCGAGGUUGAAGCAUGUGUUCAGGCUUCAAGGGAGAGACAAGCAGGGUAGAAAGAUACUUCUCGUCAUAGGAAAGUAUUUCCCAGCUCGGAUGAUGAGUCCCGAGCAGUUGAAGAGGUAUUUGGAGGAGCAUGUGUACCCCCAUCUGGAGCAGAAGCAGCCCUUCUGCUUGGUCUACCUGCAUUCCCUCGUGCAGAGGAACGAGAACUUCCCUGGGAUCUCCGCUCUCCGGUGGAUCUACGAGGAGAUUCCGGCGGCCAUCAGGGAGAACCUCGGCGCCGUCUACUUCGUCCAUCCGGGGCUUCAGUCUCGCCUCUUCUUCGCCACCUUCGGCCGCUUCCUGUUCAGCGGAGGGUUGUAUGGGAAGUUCAAGUACAUAAAUCGCCUGGAGUUCCUGUGGGAGAACAUGAGGAAGAGCGAGAUUAAGAUCCCUGAGUUCGUCUAUGACCAUGACGAUGACUUGGAGCACAGGCCACUGAUGGACUACGGGUUGGAGACGGACCACCAUGGCUUCCACGACGCGGGAGCCAUGGACUCCACUGCGUCGAUGCAAUCGCUGAGAUGCAUCUCCUAGGGGCUUGCUUUAUAUUACGUUCCCUAUUGCAGAACCUGUUCUCUUUCUGCUUUCCCCUUUUUGGUAUUGUAAAGAAGCGCAGAAAUAUGUACAUAUUGAAAGGUUUCUCCAGAAAUACCGAAAUUUUGUGAUCUUUUCUUCUUC